Drechmeria coniospora is the source of this 624-nucleotide messenger RNA. RefSeq names its product 40S ribosomal protein S8. NCBI's taxonomy places the organism in Eukaryota, Fungi, Ascomycota, Sordariomycetes, Hypocreales, Ophiocordycipitaceae. Gene Ontology annotation, molecular function: structural constituent of ribosome. The transcript has 2 exons. The coding region runs from base 1 to 624 and encodes 207 amino acids. The record is from RefSeq and is a predicted model, not a curated record. Gene Ontology annotation, biological process: translation; maturation of SSU-rRNA from tricistronic rRNA transcript (SSU-rRNA, 5.8S rRNA, LSU-rRNA). Gene Ontology annotation, cellular component: cytosolic small ribosomal subunit; ribosome.
AUGGGUAUCUCUCGUGACUCCCGCCACAAGCGGUCCGCCUCCGGUGCCAAGCGCGCCUUCUACAGGAAGAAGCGCGCUUUCGAAGCCGGUCGCCAGGGUGCCAACACCCGUAUCGGUGCUAAGCGCAUCCACACCGUCCGCACCCGCGGCGGCAACCACAAGUACCGUGCCCUGCGUCUCGACUCCGGUAACUUCUCCUGGGCCUCCGAGGGCUGCACCCGCAAGACCCGUGUCAUCGUCGUCGCCUACCACCCCUCCAACAACGAACUGGUCCGCACCAACACCCUGACCCGAAGCGCCGUCGUUCAGAUUGAUGCCGCUCCCUUCCGACAAUGGUACGAGGCUCACUACGGCCAGCCCAUUGGCCGCAGACGCCAGAAGGCUCAGGCUGCCAAGGAGGGCAAGACCGAGGAGGAGGUGAAGAAGAGCAACGCCGUUGAGAAGAAGCAGGCCGCCCGCUACGCCUCCCAGGGCAAGGUCGAGGCCGCUGUCGAGAAGCAGUUCGAGGCCGGUCGCCUGUACGCCAUCAUCUCCAGCCGCCCCGGCCAGUCUGGCCGCUGCGACGGUUACAUCCUUGAGGGUGAGGAGCUCGCUUUCUACCAGCGCAAGCUGCACCACAAGUAA